AUGGUCUCCAUCAGGAGCGCGCAAUUCAAAACGCAUAUGUGUGGUGGCACCCUAGUGGCGAAGGAAUGGGUCCUCACAGCGGCCCACUGCAUUAUAUCAGCAUCUGCCGGGGGCAACGCAAAGGCAUGGAUCGAUGGCUUGGACAUUAAUAACUCGUCUGACUUCAAGGAGUUCUUCGAAGUUAGCCACUUCAUAGAGCAUCCCCAAUUCCAAGGCACGGACGAGGACAUCGGCCUUGAUCCUUUCAACGUGGCAUUACUGAAGCUCAACGAGUCCUCAAAUGUCGACCCAGUCAAGCUUGUGCCCAGUGACACACAACCAGUCGAGGACGACUGCCUGGCGUUUGUUGGCUGGGGCAGAAAGAGUCCCCGGGGUCCAUUUAGUGUUUUGGUUGAAAGCAAGCUAAAGUUUAUUGAUCAAGAGAUGUGCGACAGCAUGACGCAGCCCUCUGUGGGCUUUGUUUGUGCUGCGCAAAAUGGCACCGGUGUGUGCCCUGGCGAUGGGGGGAAUCCACUCAUGAAUGUGAAGUGUCCAGGAACGGACGAGCAGGCUGGCAUCGCCUCGAGAGUUCUCGGGGAUUGUGGAUUGAUGCAAAACUUUGUGAGCCUGAGCAAUCCAGCAGUGAGGGCCUUCAUCGACGGUGUUCUGGAGGGAAGCAAAUGA
Ostreobium quekettii is the source of this 663-nucleotide messenger RNA. Lineage: Eukaryota; Viridiplantae; Chlorophyta; Ulvophyceae; Bryopsidales; Ostreobiaceae. The record is from the annotation of a GenBank genome assembly.